AUGGCAAUCAAACCUAUCACCGGAAUGCUCCGAAGGGGCCUCGUCCUCGACCUUAGCGUCGCUUUCGGUCUCGGAACAUCAUUCGGCUAUCUAUUCUGGUACGGAUACCACGUCCCAGCUGUCCGCAGACGCGAUCUUUUCUACUCAAAACUCGAAGAUCAACGAGCAGCAAACGCGGCGGCAUAG
Molecule: messenger RNA, 186 nt
Organism: Glarea lozoyensis ATCC 20868
Lineage: Eukaryota; Fungi; Ascomycota; Leotiomycetes; Helotiales; Helotiaceae
Exons: 3
Coding region: 1-186 (61 amino acids)
Biological process (GO): mitochondrial electron transport, cytochrome c to oxygen
Source: RefSeq, a predicted model, not a curated record